CCACGACCACGACCAUGACCUACUUGCCUACCUGACCUACUUGCACUGUAUUGACUGUACCUACACCUACACCUACGUGCACAUGUACCUCGCUGCCCAUUCAACCAGCUGUAGCAGCGAGAGAGCAGCUCAUAUCAUGCCACGCAUGUAGGAGGUCGUGCAACGAGCAACACCCACGCCCUCCUCCACCAGAUCAGAUGAAAUCAUCCUCGAACCUCCUCGGUGAGACGGCACAGCGAACCUCUUCCACCAAACGGAAGCGAUCUACAGUAGCUGGAGCAGACGACCCAGCGAAGCAGCAACAGCAGCAACAGCAGCAGCACUCCAUCAGCUCGCUCUUCUCCUCCCAUCAGAAACCGCAGUCCACCGUAGGACCAGACGGACGAGAGGCAGCAGCAGGUGAUCUUCACAGCAAACGCCAGAAAGCCGAUCCGUCACCGCACACGCCGCCGACUUCCACCAUCACCACCACCACCACAUCACGUACCGCCGCCGACAUGUACUCGUUCAGCUCGAGGUCCCCCCAGACUCCCCGCAACGGCAUUGUCGAUCUCACCAUUGCCUCUUCACCCGUCUCCCCGCAAGCGCGGCGUGCGAGCAUCAAGUCGAGCAUGAACCCGCAGACUGGCGCAAAGAAGCUCGUUGUUAAGAACCUCAAGACCAGUACCACCUGGGACAGCAAAGCUUAUUUGGAGAAGAUCUGGGGCCAAGUGGACGAAGCUCUUGCUCUCAUCUUCAAGGAUAACCACGAUGGCUACAGCAAAGAGAACUUGUACAGAGGCGUCGAGAACGUGUGCAGGCAGGGAGGAGCAUCGGCGCUAUUCUCACGGCUGGACAAGCGAUGUACACUCCACAUCCAGCAGGAGGUCCGCGAUAGAUUACUAGAGAAGGCGAGCGAGGACAAUGUUUCGGUACUGAAAUCCGUAUUGACGGAAUGGACUCGCUGGACUGAGCAAAUGACGACCAUUCGCGCCAUUUUCUUCUUCUUGGAUCGUUCAUAUCUGCUCUCGUCGAGCAAGCCCACGUUAGAGUCCUACACCUCCCAGCUCUUCCGACAAACAGUGUUCAGGAGUGAGAGGCUGAAGGACAAGAUCAUCGACGGCGCCUGCGACCUUGUCAUGGCAGAUCGAACGCGAGCACAGGAGCUAGAUCAGGACUUGUUCAGGAGAGCUGUCGACAUGUGUCAUGCCCUACAGACUUACACCACUUCUUUCGAGCCGAGAUUUUUGGCUGCCAGUCAGCGAUAUGUCGAUGAGUGGUCAAACACCAUGAUUGCAGAAAAGAGCAUACCCGAGUAUGUGAAGCUGGCUGAUGCACUCAUUUCUCAAGAACUGAGAAGAUGUGAAGAGUUUGACCUCGACAGCAGUACUAGGAGAGAUUUGUUGAGUCUGCUGGAAGAUCACCUUGUACAGACGAAAGAGUCCGACCUGGUGGAUUACGAGGCGCUUGCAUCUUUGUUGGACAGGAAUGCUACCUCAGAAUUGGCAGCUCUGUAUGCUCUCCUAGCAAGAAGACGACUUGGGCACGAACUACGCCCCUCAUUUGCGAAAUGGGUCGAUCAGGCUGGGACAAGCAUUGUGUUCGGAAAGGAGGACGACAUGGUAGUGAGCUUGCUGUCACUGAAGCGAAGUCUCGAUCAGAUAUGGAAGACGGCUUUCCAACGGGAUGAGGGUCUGGGCCACGGCUUGCGAGAAAGCUUCGAUGUCUUUAUGAACAAGACGAAGAAGGGCGAUGCGACGUGGGGAACAGACAACACCAAGGUGGGCGAGAUGAUUGCAAAGUAUGUCGAUCAGCUAUUACGUGGUGGUGCCAAAGCGAUCCCUGAGGUGCUCACAGCACGACGGUCCUCGAGUAUUACAGCACUCGUGCCUACAGUCAGUGCUGGAGCUGGAGCAGAAGAGGAUCACGAUGAAAUGGAAGUGGAUGAGGAUGCUGAGAUCAACAUUCAGCUUGACCAAGUGCUCGACCUCUUUCGUUUCGUGCACGGUAAAGCGGUCUUCGAGGCUUUUUACAAGAAGGAUCUUGCUCGAAGAUUGCUCAUGGGACGAAGUGCUUCAGCAGAUGCCGAGCGUAGUAUGCUCGCGCGGCUCAAGACGGAAUGUGGUAGUGGCUUUACGCAGAAUCUGGAACAAAUGUUCAAGGAUGUUGAGCUCGGUCGGGAAGAGAUGCAAUCGUACAAGCAGCGUCUCGAGGAUCGCAUCGGAUACGAGAAGGGAAAGAAUGUUGAUCUGAGUGUGAACAUUCUGUCCGCUGCAGCGUGGCCUACUUACAAGGACAUUCCUGUCCGCGUACCGGCGAACAUCGCCAAAGCCAUUGACGACUUUGAACUGCACUACAAGAGCAAGCAUACUGGUAGAAAACUGGACUGGAAGCACGCUCUCGCACAUUGCCAGAUGAAGGCUUCGUUUGGUAAAGCAAGUAAGGAGUUGGUCGUCUCGAGCUUCCAGGCUGUCGUGCUUCUUCUCUUCAACGGGCGUGGAGACGACGAGAAGCUCAGCUACUCACACAUCUUGACCGAGACGGGUCUUCCCGAAGUCGAAGUCAAACGUACACUACAAUCUCUCGCCUGCGCCAAGCUUCGGCCUCUGACCAAACAUCCCAAAGGCAAAGACAUCAACGACACCGACACCUUCUCCAUCAACACCAGCUUUGAACACCCCAAGUACCGCGUCAAGAUCAAUCAAGUGCAGCUGAAAGAGACCAAACAGGAGAACAAGGAGACACACGAACGUGUAGCCGAAGAUCGCAACUUCGAAUGCCAAGCUGCGGUAGUGAGGAUCAUGAAAAGUCGCAAGACCAUCAGUCAUCAAGAAUUGGUGUCUGAAGUCAUCAAGGCCACCAUGAGCAGAGGUGUGCUGGCUGUGGCGGACAUCAAGAAGAACAUCGAUCGGCUGAUUGAGAAGGAUUAUAUGGAGAGAGAGGAUGGGAACAUGUACUCCUAUGUAGCAUAGUAGUCUCCCUGCAUGGACCUCGCCCAUGGAUACCUGAUGCUGAUGAGACUUGUACAUGAAGGGUUUCCAGAACCUCAACCAUGCAACAUACGGUUACAUCUGGCUUCCCACACUGGGCCACACACACGCUCACACGAAGUGUCGUGUCUUGAGGUGUUUCAAUCUCCCUAUAUAGUGCUCAACGUGGGAUGAUGAUGGAAAGGCCCAAACCAAGUAUUUUGCCAUAGUUCUACCAGUCUUGGGAGCCGUGGGCGUGGGGGGUCUGAGACUCUCGUAGUACAAAUAUAGGCAAACACCAGGACUACAAGACAGGGAAGGUGACAUAAUUAUCGACAGUCACAAUGUUACAUUGAUUGAUUGGUUGGUUGGGUGAGUUUGUCUACGUAUGAUGUGAAGACUAAGGUAGAUGUUCACACUCUUCUGCAAGGC
Molecule: messenger RNA, 3380 nt
Organism: Sphaerulina musiva SO2202
Lineage: Eukaryota; Fungi; Ascomycota; Dothideomycetes; Mycosphaerellales; Mycosphaerellaceae
Product: cullin-4B
Exons: 2
Coding region: 198-2951 (917 amino acids)
Biological process (GO): ubiquitin-dependent protein catabolic process; protein ubiquitination; DNA damage response
Cellular component (GO): Cul4-RING E3 ubiquitin ligase complex
Molecular function (GO): ubiquitin protein ligase binding
Source: RefSeq, a predicted model, not a curated record